This is a messenger RNA of Exophiala xenobiotica, 1248 nucleotides long. RefSeq lists its product as uncharacterized. Gene Ontology annotation, molecular function: catalytic activity. The transcript is spliced from 3 exons. NCBI's taxonomy places the organism in Eukaryota, Fungi, Ascomycota, Eurotiomycetes, Chaetothyriales, Herpotrichiellaceae. The record is from RefSeq and is a predicted model, not a curated record. The coding region runs from base 127 to 1176 and encodes 349 amino acids.
UGUGCAAUCAGCCUUGACAGUCUUGAUUCAAGGCAGUCAACCGCGAGGUGCCAUGUCAACUAGCGGUGAUGUAUGACUUAAGUGUGCACUGUCGCCCUCAAAUUCGUGGACAGGAGCAACCACGGAAUGACUGACUUGACCCUCAACCCAAAGAAAACCGAUACUCCGAGUGAAGAGAGCUUCGUCCUCCUCGGCCAGACGUCGAGCACAAUGCAGAAAGUCCGCGUUGGUGCUGUGCAAGCUGAGCCGGGAUGGCUCGACUUGGAGGAGAGUGUGGAAAAGACACUGUCUCUGAUACAACAAGCAUCAGAGAAAGGAGUCAAUGUACUUGGCUUUCCAGAAGUCUGGAUCCCCGGGUAUCCGUGGUCAUUAUGGACGAACAGUGUCAUCGACAACACUGAGAUGGUUCACAAGUACAUGGCCAACUCUCUCGUUCGUGACUCGCCUCAAAUGCGAAGGAUACAGCAAGCAGUCAAGGACGCAGGAAUGGUUGUCGUCCUAGGCUACAGUGAGCGGGAUGGGGCAAGCUUGUAUAUGGGACAAUCUUUCAUCGCGACGACAGGCGAGAUCGUCCACCAUCGCCGGAAGAUCAAGCCUACUCAUGUGGAACGAACACUGUGGGGUGAAGGCCAAGCCGAAUCCUUGACCACUGUUAUUGACAGUCCGUUUGGCAAGAUUGGCGGCUUGAAUUGCUGGGAACAUCUCCAGCCACUACUGCGGUACUAUGAGUACGCACAAGGCGUGCAAAUCCAUAUCGCAAGCUGGCCAGCAGAAUUCUGCAUGCCAGAUCCGAAAGUGAUGGCCUGGCAAUAUCACGAGACAGGAGAGGCCAGCUACCGGGCAAGUCAAUUCAUGGCAAUUGAAGGACAGACAUUUGUUGCCGUCGCAUCGCAAAUCCUGACUGAGAAGAAUCUCGAGAAAAAUCAUCUGGUGGGCAAACCACCAAUCAAGACACCUGGCGGCGGGUUUUCGAUGAUAUUUGGUCCGGAUGGCAAGCCCUUAGUAGAACCUUUGGAAGAUGGCGAGGAAGGAAUUCUGGUGGCCGAUGUUGAUCUGAGAGACAUCGACCGAGCGAAGGCUUUCAUCGACACUGUUGGACACUAUGCCAGACCGGAUUUGUUGAGCCUAUUGGUCAAUCCCACCGCCGAUUCGUGCGUCACAACGAUGAAGAAGUAACGACCUGCUAGCCUCUGUCACACUCGUGGCAAUAUGUAGCAGGUUCAAGCGGAAAAUAUUGAGGAGGAUCAG